This is a messenger RNA of Melampsora larici-populina 98AG31, 738 nucleotides long. RefSeq lists its product as uncharacterized. Lineage: Eukaryota; Fungi; Basidiomycota; Pucciniomycetes; Pucciniales; Melampsoraceae. Bases 36 to 344 code for a protein of 102 amino acids. The record is from RefSeq and is a predicted model, not a curated record. The transcript has a single exon.
UCACCGACGGUGUUCAUCAAGGGUUGGGUUUAUGAAUGCAAGCAUUCAACAUGUUCUACCGAUUUCCGAACUUUGCUUUCAAUAUUUCGACAUACCUUCAUCGAUAUACAGGCUCAUAUCAAUUCGUAAUCUUUCUGUCAUAUGAAGAACAACAACUCAUAUCUUCAGUCGGCCGUUCUUCAUCAUUGGCUUCCUUGCCCCUCCUUGUUUUAUUUCUUUCUCAUGAACCCAAUUUCAUCAUCUUCCAUUCUACUGACCCUUUACUUCUUUCAGGUACAUCGUUUGACUAUUCAAGAUCUACAGUCCGUUCCCAUCAAAAUCAUUUCGAUUUUGAGCAUCAUUAAACGGCCAUCAAAUUUUCCAUCUGGACCAACGAACUAGUUACUAUCAACUGCGUCUCGGCCAAUAAUGACACUUAACUCGGUAUAUAUAUUGCUCAAGUCUAAUCAUGUCACUAACGUUCAUCGAUGGUAAUCACUCUUGAAGAAUUUUACCUCACACAACACCAAAGUGAUGAUUUAUUUACCCGUACUGUUAAAACUCCAAUAGCUAUAAAAAGUAUAUUGAUUGAAGGUUUAGUGUUCAUUGUUUGGGGUAUGGUUUGAAUUUUUUUGUUUAGAAUUAUUGUAUUUUCAAUCUUUUAAACUGUAUGAAGACUUGUCUUGGUAUCCCGAAAAAAAUCGUCUUUCUUUUCUUCUUUUCAGUUCAAUUUGACAACUUGAUUAAUUUUUUUGAUUG